AUGCAAUUGGAUUGGUGUUGUGCUCGGAGCUACGGGGCCCCAUUGAUCCGCCCGCCCAUUGACGGCGCUGACAGUGAGCCCAUGCCCAUGCCCAUGCCCUGUACAUACCAGCACUCGCACCGCUCCAAUGCCAGCCAAACUCGUCUGCCGCUGGACUCUCCAUUCCAUAAUAAGGGAGAGGCUACCGUAGUCACCGAACCGCCAGCUUUGGGCAUCGCCAAUGGGCUUUUCAUCCUCACCCUCAUCGCCAUCGUCCACCGCCGCGCCCCUCGAUUCCGACCAGUUUCUGCACCUGCGCCCGUCUGGCGUCCCGGUGACGCGUGCCGAGGGGAGCGCCGACAAUUAAGGAAGAAAGAGAGAGAGAGAGAGAGGGAGAGGAAGAAAAAAAAACAAGGAGAGGGGGCUUCGUCGACAGCGCGGGACACCGACAGACGGCAGGACUCCAGCCUCGAGUCGAGAGUCAAUCACCAGAGUCAAUCCUCGCACCACCGCUACAACAACCAGUCACCACGACCAAUUACCGCAGUCACCAUCCGCCGUCCGCCGUCCGCCAUCGCAAAAAUGGGCCGACGGGACAACGACGACGAAAAGCCCACCGGCCUCGAGGCCCUGCGGCGCCGCAGCUCCAGCAAUCGCACCAGCCCCAGCGGAUUGAGUCGCAGGAUCAGCAGCCAGAGCACCCGCACCAGCAGCAGCACCACCAGGCGAGACAGCAUCGCCGGCUCCGAGACGCCGCCGCCCCUCAUGCGGUCCAGCCCCAGCGUCGGCUCCUCCAGCUACGGGUUUUCGGCGGGAAGCAGCGUGCUGAGCCCCCUGCGGAGGGAGGUCGACUUCACCCGCAGCCGUGACGGCGGCGACAUCAGGGCCGGCAAGCUGGAGCUGGCCAGGCGCCUCAGCAUGCUCGCCCAGCGCCUGACGUACGGCGACAGCAUGGAGGAGCUGGUCGCGCUCGACAGCCAGGUCAACCAGAUUGAGCAGGCCCUGGGCGGCGGCAUCAGCCCCAGCGUCUAUGGGAGCCCGCCGCUGUCGCGAAAGACCCGUCCGCUGAGCCUGGAGACGCCCGUCCGCAAGAACAGGCACAGCGACAUGGACGGCAGCGCCAUUUUCAGCUCACCGUCGUCUCUGUAUCGAUCCCGCUUCACCGACCAGUUGUCCCCCACUCCCUCGUCUUCCAUGAUGCGUCACGAUGAAUCGGAGGAGGAGGACGCUCCCCCGCCCAAGAAGGGAAUGACGGCGGUGCAGGCCAACAAGAUUAUUGCCGAGUUGGUCAAGUUGAAUGAAGAGCUGGAAAACACAGUCACCAAUCUCAAGGCCCGCCAAGAAGAGUCGGAUCACAUUCAUAGGCUGUUGGUGGAUCGUGCUGAGCAGGCUGCCCAACGCAUCAUUUUCCUCCAGAACCGCAUCCAGUACUUGGAAGAAGAGCUCCAAGAGAAUGACGCCGAACUGACGCAUCUCCGCGUCUGCCUCAAAGCAGUCGAGAUCCAGCUGCCACCACACCCAGACAGAGAACUGCAGCGAUGCUUUGCCGUCUUCAAAGAAGGCUACAGAGCUAUUAAGAAGAAGCGCGCCAUGCGGUCUAAUAUGGUUAGCUACUUGGGCUACGACUCUUCAAUAGCUGCCUCUUCGUCAGCGAGGUGA
Messenger RNA from Trichoderma aggressivum f. europaeum, 1638 nucleotides. RefSeq lists its product as uncharacterized. The transcript has 5 exons. NCBI's taxonomy places the organism in Eukaryota, Fungi, Ascomycota, Sordariomycetes, Hypocreales, Hypocreaceae. Bases 1 to 1638 code for a protein of 545 amino acids. The record is from RefSeq and is a predicted model, not a curated record.